Molecule: messenger RNA, 1694 nt
Organism: Sciurus carolinensis (gray squirrel)
Lineage: Eukaryota; Metazoa; Chordata; Mammalia; Rodentia; Sciuridae
Gene: Tekt5
Product: tektin 5
Exons: 7
Coding region: 1-1509 (502 amino acids)
Biological process (GO): cilium assembly; cilium movement involved in cell motility
Cellular component (GO): microtubule cytoskeleton; nucleus; sperm flagellum
Source: RefSeq, a predicted model, not a curated record
AUGGAGUUUCUCGGAACCUCUCAGACCGCCAGUUACUGUGGCCCCAGGAAGGGCGGUGGCUUGGCGGCGCUGCCCCCCGCUGCGCAGAGUCCGGUGAUCCACGAGUGCUACCAGCCCUACCACCUGCCCGGGUACCGCUACCUCAACUCCUGGAGACCCAGCCUCUUCUACAAGAUCUCCACCGCCCAGACCUGCCCUGAUGAGUGUCGCAGCAGCCCGCUGCGCCCGCCCACCAUCCUGCCCGCGCUCCGCUCCGCGCUCUUCUGUCGCUACAGCACCCACGACUGGGACCAGUCCAACCAGCUGCAGCUGCGCGGUGCCGAGGCCUCGCGGCUGUGGGCCGGCCGGCUGACCGGCGACUCCAUGAGGCUCAUGCAGGACAAGGACCAGCUGACGCGCCAGAUGCAGGAGGGGACGUCCCGGAACCUAGGCCAGAGACUGACGGACAUCGGCUUCUGGAAGUCCGAGUUAUGCUACGAGCACGACAGGCUUCUGACGGAGAACCGCAGCAUGGAGACUGUCAAGAGGCGGCUGGAGUGUGGGGCCCAGGAGCUGGACUGUCCUCUGCAGGUGGCCCUGGAGUGUCUGUACCAUCGAGAGAAAAGGAUCGGGAUCGAUUUGGUCCAUGACAGUGUGGAGAAAAACCUUAUUCGGGAAGUAGAUUUGCUAAAAUGUUGCCAAGAACGGAUGAGACAAUUAGCUCAACGCAUUGACAUCCAGAUGCGGGAUAACCGAGAUGCUCAGCACGCCCUAGAGAGGGACCUUGAGGACAAAAAUUCCGCUGAGUGUAUUGACGAGCAGUGCUUUAACCUGAGGAACACGUCAGACUGCAUCUCCUUCUUCCAUGGCGUGGAGAAAUGCGACGGCACGGUUUCCGUGCCCGAGACCUGGGCCAAGUUCAGCAACGACAACAUCAGGCACUCUCAGAACAUGCGGGCCAACUCCAUCCGGCUGCGGGAGGAGGCCGAGCACCUCUUCGAGAACCUGUCGGACCAGCUGUGGAAGCAGUUCACGGACACCAACCUGGCCUUCAACGCCCGCAUCUCCGAGGAGACGGACGUGAAGAACAAGCUGCAGACGCAGCUGGCGAAGACGCUGCAGGAGAUCUUCCAGGCUGAGAACACCAUCAUGCUGCUGGAGAGGGCCAUCGUGGCCAAGGAGUGCCCGCUGAAGGUGGCACAGACCAGGCUGGCGUGCCGCACGCGGCGGCCCAACGUGGAGCUGUGCAGGGACAUCCCACAAUUCAAGCUGGUGAACGAGGUGUUCACCAUUGACGACACCCUGCAGACCCUGAAGCUGAGGCUGCGAGAGACCCAGGACACGAUACAGCUGCUGGUGAUGACCAAGUCAAGGCUGGAGCACGAGCUGGCCAUCAAGGCCAACACGCUCUGCAUCGACAAGGACAAGUGCAUGGCUAUGCGCAGGUCCUUCCCCAGCACGCCACGCAUGGUGGGCCACACCUGCCUGGCCCCCGUCAGCCCUUGCGCCUGCUCUGCACGGGUUUGUUAAAGGGCAUGCAAUUUGAAAAGACCCAAAAAUAAUAAAGUGUCAUUUUCUCCCCUUCCUCCUAUCAUGAAAAAAUAUAUAUAUAAAGAGUCCAAAUAAAUAUGCCCAAAUCAAAAUCCUGGGACUCAUUUCUUACUUCACGUGGCUUCAUGGGAGGCCCUGGGAGGAGACAGGGUGUGAGCAGGGUA